UCAACAUCUCCUCUUUGACCACUUCUUUCUCUUUCUCAUCAUUGACUUCGACUUUCAUAUUCGAUCUGAAUACUACUCACGCUCUUUUCAAACCUACAUAUUGUUGAUACCUUUUUGCCCCCCUUUCGAACUAUUUACAUAUCUCAUAAACCUACAUAGUGGAUCUUUAUAACCCAACACGAAUCUCGAACCUCCUUUGACUUUCACCCUUAUAUCCCACUCUUCGUCAUAUUCCCAAUAUCCCAUUCUAUAACCAUACGAAACACCUCAAACGACAAAAACGGACGAACGACGAUUAUACCAAGAGAGAAUAAACGAUAUUCCUGUAGAAAGUUAUAAGAUAAACGCGAGAAACAACCAUCACGAGCAAUGUUGAUUCGAUCCCUUUUCGCCAUCCUUCCUCUACUCCCACUCUCAUUGGCAAGUCAUCAGAAUCCCAGACAUCCUAAACGUUCUCAUCACGGACUACAAUUAUUGGAUCGAGAUGCGGAUUUGACACCUAGGAACGUGAGCUUAUUGGAGGAAAGAGGACAGACGUUUUAUGGUACAGGAACGUAUUUUUUUGUCGGAUUAGGAGCUUGUGGUCAGUAUUCUAAUGAUAAUGAUUGGAUGGUUGCGCUGAAUUCAUUAAGUUAUGGCGGUGGCUAUCCUGGACCUCAAUGCUUCAAAUAUAUUUGUAUAGAAGCCAAUGGUCAGACCAGAUGCGGUAUUGAAAUCCUCGAUGAAUGUCCGACGUGUUACAAUGCUGGAGAUCUUGAUCUGUCUCCUGGACUCUUCCAACAAUAUGCCAAUACGGAUGCUGGAACUAUUCAAAUGACUUGGUGGUAUCAGGAUGAUGGCCCAACAUCGUCAAACACCCCAACACCUACAUCCACAUGGCAACCACCAACCUCAACCUCAACGUGGCAAGCUCCCACUACGUCCAGUACGACAACUUGGUCACCUUCACCAUCCUCCACCACAUCGACCACUCCGACAUCCACCACAUGGUCAUCAAGCACAACAGCACCUCCUUCUACCAUCACAUCGUCGACAUCAUCAUAUUCUUCCAGUUCGAGCAGUAACAGUACCAACCCAUAUGCCAUUAUCAACAACGUGAGCGAUACAUCAUCCAGUGUGAGCGCGAGCGCCAGUGCAAGUGCCUCAUCUUCAACCGAUGGAGACACGGGAGAGACGCCGCAAAUCACAUACGAGGUACAGGGGAAUUUAUUGUUGAUCAAUGGCCUCGUGGCGAAUGUAGGGGGAUUGAUGGUCGCUGCUGCGGGUGGAGUUUAGAGUGGAGGAGUGAGUGAUAGGGUGGAGUGAUAGGGUGAUGUUAUAGUGUCAUUGAGGGGAGAUAGUGAAGUGAAGGUGUGGAGGAACGUCAUUGAGGAUCGGGUAUCCGUGAUGACGUAGAUUUAUCUUCGGAUGUAUGAGACGUUUACUAUUCCCCUGGGAUUAACCUGCGGCUUGAUAUACGAUCCCUCAUGCUAAGUGAUCCGUACUC
This is a messenger RNA of Tremella mesenterica DSM 1558, 1486 nucleotides long. RefSeq lists its product as uncharacterized. The transcript has 5 exons. Bases 370 to 1275 code for a protein of 301 amino acids. The record is from RefSeq and is a predicted model, not a curated record. Lineage: Eukaryota; Fungi; Basidiomycota; Tremellomycetes; Tremellales; Tremellaceae.